CACAAAAAAAACUAACGCUAAAACAAAUAAUCCAAGUUUACCAUUACCUGAGAAUUCUAUAAGUAGUGAAGGUGCCGAUAUUAAUCUUUUUGAGGAAGAAUUUAAUGAUGAAUUUUUACAAAUCAAUAUCGAAGCAGUAAACAUGGAAUUAGAAAAUGAAUUAGCAAUAAAUCAAUUUUUUGAUAUUAGAAUGCUUGAACGAAAUCAAAUGAAUAUAACUGAAGAAGGUCUAGUUAAUUCUCAAAGACCUACUAGUAAUACUAAUGACGAUUGGUCUGUCAAUAAUAUAAUGCUGUGUUAG
This is a messenger RNA of Racocetra fulgida, 301 nucleotides long. Lineage: Eukaryota; Fungi; Glomeromycota; Glomeromycetes; Diversisporales; Gigasporaceae. The record is from the annotation of a GenBank genome assembly.